CAGUUCUGAGCGCACCGUCCCCGGAGGAGGAGAGAAGGUGUUCUGUUGUGAUCCUGGAGCUGGCAACCCGACUCGAGCAACACUUCGGCAGGAAAAAGGAUCCCCUGAGGAGCGCGAGGGCGAGAGGGAGGAAGUGAACACCGGCGGGAGGGAGAGCCCUCUCCCUACACAAAUGAGGUAGCCGCCUGCGAUCCAGCCAUGGCUACGGAGAGGACCCCGCUGCGCACGGGCGGCCCGACGGCCGGCCCCGGCGCCUACGACCAGGCGCCCACCUACGUCUUUAUGAGCAACCCCGGCCGGGCGCACCGCAACAAGAUACGCCAGUUCCAGUGCUGCGUCUGCGCCGCCAUCCUGGGCGUGUUCGUGAUGGCGCUCAUCAUCACCGUCUCGUACUCCGUGGAGCACGACGACCAGGACAGCGACAACACGACGACGCCGCCGGUGAUGCCUCCCGUCAACGGCAGCCUCAAGCUGCUGCUCAGCAGCUCGUGGCCCAAGCCAGACGCGGCCUCGCCGUCGUGGCCCGGACCCGAGCCUGACGCCGCGGCGCUGAAGCAGGCCAUGCAGUCGGCGCACGACGAGCUUGGGGCGCGCGCCGCCCUGGAGGCCAAGAUGACACCGAUGAAGCUCGACACGCCCUCGUACCGGGCCAACCAGGCCGUGCACACCCGGAAGGAGGCCACCGUCCUGGCGCAGCGCGCGCUGCUCGAGGAGAAGGCCACCAAAAAGCUCCUGCACGAGUCCGGCAAGAAGCUCUCCUGGCGCUCGGGCGCGGGGCGCGGGCCCCGGCUGCACGCCGCUGCGGCGCAGGGCCCCGAGGAGGCCGCGUGCGCCGAGGACGAGAUGGCCAUGCCGUGCCCCUCCACGCCGUACCGCAGCGCGGACGGAACGUGCAACAACGUCAAGCACCCGCGCACGUGGGGAGUGGCCAUGCGGCCGUUCCGCCGCGCCAUGCCGCCCGCCUACCUGGACGGCGUGUCGCAGCCCCGCGGGGUGGCGCAGGGCCUGCCCUCGGCCCGGGAGGUGUCGCUCGGCGUGCACCGACCCCUGUACCGCAACGACCCCGACUUCACCGUCAUGCUCGCCGUCUGGGGCCAGUUCCUGGACCACGACAUCACGGCCACGGCGCUCUCUCAGGCGGCCGACGGCAGCGCUAUCUCGUGCUGCGACCUGCCCCCCGAGGAGCAGCACCCCGAGUGCUUCCCCGUGCGCCUGGCCGCCGGCGACCCCUACUACCACAAGUACAACGUGACGUGCAUGGAGUUCGUGCGCUCCGCGCCGGCGCCCACCUGCAGCCUGGGCCAGCGGGAGCAGCUCAACCAGGCGUCCUCCUUCAUCGACGCCUCGGUGGUGUACGGCCCGUCCUCCGAGCUCAUGCGCUCGCUCCGCAAGGAGGCCUCCCCCGCGGCCGCCGCCGUGUCCGCCGACGGCGAGGACGGAGGCGACGCGGCCCGGCCCGCCCUCGGCCGCCUUCGCAUGUCCAUGAGCCCCGACGGCAGGGAGCUGCUGCCCGUCAGCGAGGACCCCACGGACGGCUGCAACCGCCAGGAGAUGAACGACCGCGGCAGAUACUGCUUCAAGUCCGGUGACGGUCGUGCCAACGAGAACCUGCACCUGACAACGAUGCACCUGCUGCUGGCGCGUCAGCACAACCGCGUGGCCGCGACCCUGCAGCGGCUCAACCCGGACUGGAACGACGAGCGCGUGUUCCAGGAGUCGAGGCGCAUCGUGGCGGCGCAGAUGCAGCACAUCACCUACAAGGAGUUCCUCCCCGUCAUCCUCGGGCCGCACGUCAUGUCCCAGCUGGACCUCAACCCCAAGGAGGCGGGCUACGACACGUCGUACGACCCGGACGUGGAGCCCACCGUGUGCAACUCGUUCGCCGCCUCGUCCUUCCGCUUCGCGCACACCCUGCUCCCCGGGCUGCUCAAGCUCAUCGGCAACGACACGUCCAGCCCCGAGUACAUGGAGCUGCACCAGAUGCUCUUCGACCCCUACAGCCUGUACUCUCGCGAGGGCGUGGACCGCGCGCUCCGCGGCGCCAUGGACACGAGCAUCGAGCGCGCCGACAGCUACUUCAACCCAGAGGUGACACAGAAGCUGUUCGCGCCCCGCUCCAUUGGGCGCGGCUCCUCCGGCGUGCCGGCCUGCGGCCUCGACCUGGUCUCGCUCAACGUGCAGCGCGGCCGAGACCACGGCCUGCAGCCCUACCCGGCCUGGAGGGAGCACUGCGGCUUCACUCGCCCGGCCUCCUGGGAUGACCUGGACGGCGUCGUGGACAGCGAGUCGCUUCAGCGGAUGAAGGCGAUCUACAAGUCCCUGGACGACGUGGACGUGUACACGGGCGCGCUGUCCGAGUACCCCGUGGAGGGCGGGCUGCUGGGCGGCACCCUCACCUGCCUGCUGGCCGACCAGUUCGUGCGCCUCAAGCGCGGAGACCGCUACUGGUACGAGACGAACCAGCAGCCGCAGGCCUUCACGCCAGCCCAACUGGCUGAGAUCCGCAAAACUUCCCUGGCCAGCGUGAUCUGCGCCACCUCGGACGGCGUGCACUCGGCGCAACCCGAGGUGAUGCGUCGCGCCAACGGCACCCAGGGCGGCACCAAGUCCAACAAACGCGUGGCCUGCGCACAGCUGCCCCGCACCAACCUGCGCGCUUGGAUCGAGCGCGACGCGCGCUACGUCUACCACCGCGCCGACGCGCUCCGGGCGUCGGACCGCGAGCCCCAGGACCACGACGACGUCCCCGACAGCCUGGUGCUUGUCGGCGCCUCGGCCAACGACGCCGGUCUCAACCCGACUACGGCCCGCGCCGUGCGAGUCGGUGGGCGCGUGACGGGGGGCUCCGUCACCACGUCAUCGGGUGCCUCCCUGUGGUCGGGCGCCGUCCCGACGGCCAUCCCCAUCCCGGUGCUGAGCUCGGGCGCCUUCCUGUCGGGCGGCGUCCAGUGGGACGGCUCACUCGUGCUCUCGGGCGCCACGGCCUCCAUCAAGGGCACCUUCGCCGUCAACACGUUCGCCGCUGGAGCUGGGGCGCCGCCUCAGCCCAGCGGGAAGACGGAGGGUCGCUUCGACGUGACCCUGGACGUGCUGUGGGACUCGUCGGUCGACGGCGUCAUCGACGUGUCCGGCACGUUCCGCAGCCCCGUCUACCUGCGAAGCAAGGACGGCAAGAGCGGCGCCCCGUUAGUCAGCGCCAAGGGCGGCAGCGGUCCGCUGGCGCCCGUCAUCCUGCACGGCGCGCACGACAACAACGGCACCACCUUCCUGUGGAACGGCAACGUGACGCUGGUGCUUCCCACAAUGGCCCAGGACGACAUGGCGGUCGAGGAAGUGCCGCCGCAGAUGCUGCAGGCCUCUUACAGCGGGGUCGCUGCGCCCUCCGCCAACGUCCGCGUCGUCGCCGAGGUCCUGUCCGGUAGCGUGACCGCACAGCGCGCGGACGGCGCCCAGGUCACGUGGUGGGACGGCGCCCUUCCUGUGAACAUCCCGACGUCCCCGCUUGACGGCCGUGAUGACGGAAACUCUGCGUCGGUACCGGCCGACCUGGCGAAGCCGACAGCGCGUGUCGACGGCGUGCUGUGGACGGCCAAGGUGGCAGCCUCAUCCCCCACCACGGCCCAAGUGUCCGGCACCUUCAAGGUCCCCCGCUUCGUGCACGGCAACUAUUCCGGGGCCGGCGUACUAGUGGAGUGGUGGUCCGGGAACUUUGCUCUCAACGUCCGUCUUCUGGGGCGCGUCGACGACGAGGUGGACGGUGGUCUGGAGAACCUGCUCGUGCCCGGCCAGAGCUAUACCUCGCGCCUCGUGUUCCAGUCCGAAAAGGCGACCCCCGGCACGCCGUCGGCCAUGCCAAACGCACCCCUCACCCUGAUGGCCGCCGCACAGGAGGUGGUCGAUGGCGCCCUGCCAGUGCCCCUCAUCCUCAAGGGUGCCUUCUCCGCGGACGGCAGCUCAUUCUCGUGGUCAGGACAAGCCGUGCUCGUCAUCCCUCGGCCCGCCGCCGAGAAGCCCGCCGUGCAGCUGCUGGGGCAGGCCCCCAAGAAGGCCGUGUACGCCGUGCCGCUCCGGGCCCAGCCCGAAGUGCGCAUCGUCACCGUUGCCAAGUCCGGCAGCGUGACUGGGGCACGCGACGACGGUUCAAGUGAGACCACCCUUUGGUCCGGAGCUCUCCCCACCGCCAUCCCCUUGCCGCUGUUCGACUCCAAGUCGAUGGCUGCUCCGUCAGCCUCCGUCGUCGACAACGACGGGUCCCCACUCUACGCGCAUGGUAUCGUUUGGCAAGGUUCUAUCGUUGUGUCCGGGAUGACGGCCACCCUAAAGGGCACCUUCACUGCACCCCGGUACCUCCACGCCCCGCAAGCUGGCAAUGCGACAGGCUUUGCCAUUGAGUGGUGGAAGGGCAGCUUCUCCCUCGACCUGGAGUCCCAGUGGGCGUCAGCGGCCCUCGACGGCGCCGUCGACCCCUCGGCGACCUACUCCUCCCCUGUGUUCCUCAAGGGCAUGACCAAGGCUAGUGCGGACGACAGCGCUCCCAUGGGGAGCUCGUCGGCCCAGCAGAGCACGCCGCUCGCCGCCUUCGUGGCCGCCAGCAUGGAGCAGAGCGAGGGUGCGCUUCGGGCGCCGCUCAUCCUGCAGGGCUCGUACUCCGCGGACGGCUCCACGUUCCUCUGGUCCGGCGGCCUGGUGCUCGCCCUACCCCGGCCCGCGCCUGUCCUCACGCUGCAGGCCGCCCCCGGGGCGCAGCCCAAAACCGCCAAGCUUGCCCCCUCGGCGGCCGCAAAGCCGAUGCCAGUCCGACGGAUCGGAAUUCGGGUCACGACGGGUAACAUGUACGCGUACCCUGAGGGUGCCUGGUUCUGGCGCACCUGGUGGUCCGGCUCGCUGCCCGCCGCCGUGCCCGUGCCGCUGUUCGACUCGUACAAGUCCGAGUACGCGCCCUACCCCACCGGGCCGCUGUACCACGCGUGCGGCGUGGACUGGACCGGCUCCAUCACAGCCACCUCGCCCACGCACGUCAAGAUCGAGGGCAAGUUCAGCAUGCCGCAGUACCGGCACGGCCCGGGUGGCGUGGACAUCACGUGGUACUACGGCACGUUCCUGUUCGAGGGCGACCUCCUCUGGAACACGUCGCUGGACGGGCUCGACGGCCUGAACGGCGCCUCCUUCUCCUCCCACCUGUACUUCAAGUCGCAGAAGCCGCUGCCCAUCUCCAAGUACCCCGUGCGCAGCGGUGCGCCGUCCCAGGCCGCCGCAGUGCAGCAGUUCGUGUCCGACAGCGUGCAGGCGAUGGACGGCGCCAUGCGCGUCCCCAUCGUCCUCGACGGCGACUACUCCGAAGAUCGCAACACCUUCUACUGGUCUGGGGACGCCGUGAUCACGGUGCCAGAGCCCGUCCGGCCUCCACUCAUGCUGCAGGGCAAGAAGCCCGCCAAGACCGUGGAGAAAGACGACGGCACACCCAGCAGCAAGCCAUCCAAGCCGGCCAAGCCGGCCAAGCCAGCCAAGCCCGUCAAGCCGCCCAAGCUGCGCAUCGCCGCGAUGGUCACGGGCGGCUCAGUGAACGCAUCCUACGACAACUCGUCCGUCGUCGAGCUGUGGUCAGGUGCGGUGCCCAUGUGGUUACCCAACCCGCUGUUCGGCCUGUCGUCCUGGGACCUGGACCCGACCAUCAAGUGGUCUGGGAAGCUCACGGUGCUCGACUCGACGGGGAAGCUGCUGCGUCUCGACGGCACGUUCACGUCGCCGUUCUUGGAGCAGGUCGGCGACGAGGUGGUGCGGCACGAGUGGAAGGGCACCUACUCCGUGGAGCUGCGGAACCUGUACAGCGCCGUCACGCAGCCCGACCUACUCAAGCCCAGCAACGUGUACUCCUCGCGCGUCGUGUUCGCGCCGGCCAAGACGCUGGCCGGCGGGCAGGUGUCCCCGCCGCAGCUCGUCCUCAUGGAUGACGGCGGCGACGGCGGCAGUGGCGGCGGCGGCAGUGGCGGCGGCGACAAGUUGGCCGUGAUCGUGCUGCAGGGCCAGUACUGGUUCUGGGGCAAGAGCUGGUGGUGGUGGAACGGCAUGGCGUCGAUGGGCGUGCCGCUAGACGACGACAACACGGUGGACCCCAAUGCCUACGUCAAGCCGGACUACAGCGCCAAGAAACUCAUGUCAUCAGGAACAAAGACAGCGUCCAUGAUGGGGACGACCUCGGUUGCCGUUGCCGUGGUGGAAGGGAAGGUAGCGGCUCAGCGUGAAGACGACGCCGGGUCAGCCGCGACCUGGUGGAGCGGACAGCUCCCUGUCGACAUCCCCGCCUCACCCUUCGAUGGCGUGUCCACCAACGACACUGUGCCGUUCAACCGCUCCGCGGUGGCUCCCGGGGGCUUUGCACGCGGCGUGACCUGGACCGGGUCACUACGACCGCUGACCGACGCCGGCGACAACGGCGACGCCAUGCUGGAGGGCAGCUUCCGCUUCCCGAAGUUCCUCCACCCCUCGGCGGCUGGAGCUGGCAGCUUCGCCAUCGAGUGGUGGACGGGCCAGUUCUCGCUUCGCCUGCGCCCGCUGGCCGGCUCUUCGCUGGCGGGUGUCCUGAUGGAGACGGCCACGUACUCCUCCCCUCUCGUGUUCAAGGCCAUGGCCGCUAACGACAGCAUCACGUCCCUGCUCAAGCAGGGCGGUGACCAGAACGCGGACGUUGGCUUUGUCUUAGCAAGCGACGCGGCGUCUCAGGGUGCGAACAAACUGACUGUCCUGAUGCAGGGCAUGUUCUCACCGGACAAGUCCAUGUUCUCCUGGACGGGUAACGCCGUCCUGGUGCUGCCGGCCAGUACUCCCGCGAAGAAAAUGCGGCCCCUUAAACUGACCGCCACCGCUUCGAAGAAGGCGUCCGCCCCGAAGAAGGCCUCCGGAUCGGCAGUGGGUACGAAGAUCGGUGCUACGGUCACGUCUGGGACAGUGUCCGCCGGCAAGGCGGGCGAGGCAUCCAGCCCGUUGUGGGCGGGGAUACUCCCCGUGGUCAUGCCCGCCACCCGCCCGACCAACAUCCUGUGGUCAGGGACUCUCAGCUCGUCGUCAGCCACCACGGCCAGCCUUACCGGCACCUUCACCACCGCCAUGCCCGAGGACUCCGACAACGGCACCGCGUUGGUCUGGUGGAGCGGAGACUUCUCCCUCGAGCUCCAACUGCUGUGGAACGCGUCUCUGGCCGGGUGCAUCCGGCCGGGAGUCAAGUACGCCACACCUUUGUACUACCGCUCCGAGAAGUUGGCGCUGAAGCAGUCGCAGCAGGUGGCCUCACUCGGCCAGGAGAUGGCGAGCGGCGGAGAGCAGGUGCAGGCCUUCCUGGACGGCACCUACACCCUGGACAAAGCCUCCUUCUUGUGGUCCGGCAAGGUGUUCCUCACGCUGCCCAAGACCUGCGGUUCUGCCCCGAGCGCCCGCCCAGCAGCCCUGAGCCUGAAGGCCGCGCCCGGGGCAGCGCCGGGCGGCGGACGCGUGACAGCGGGGGCCGUGGUGUCCUCCGGCUGGGUGACGCCCAGCUUGUGGUCGGGCGGGCUCCCUGUAUCCAUCCCGGCCGCCGCCAUCCGCAGCGUGCGCCCGCUCAGCUGGCGGGGAACGUUGUCCCGGGGCUACGGCAGCACCGUGUACGUGAAGGGCAGCUACUCGGCCCCGCAGUACCACCACGACGUGGGCACCUUCACCGUCGACUGGCUCACCGGAGACUUCUCCUUCACGGCGCGCAUGCUGUGGGACACCGGGGCCGUGCUCGACAGCGCGCUCAACGGCGUCGCCAAUUACACUACCUCCAUCUUCCUGCAGAACUCGGAUUCGCUGCGCGCCCUGGAGGGCGUCCAGGACAACGUCCCGGCCGUGUGGGACCGCAUGAUGGACAAGGCCGUAGGCGGCGUGGCGGCCGACGGAAAGAAGGUGCCCAUCGUGCUCCAGGGAGAGUUUUCGGCGGACGGUGCAACUUUCCUGUGGUCUGGUGGAGUCCUGAUCGGCCUGCCGGUUGGGGCUUGAGUAUAUCUAAAAUGUUCCCAGAACUCUUUAUAGUGUGUUUUUGUUUACUUUUUUUAAAAAUUUCCUUUGGCGGAAAUCGAUUAAAAUUUUGAUCAAAUUGUGUUGCAAUGCUGUCACAAAUGUAUUGCAGAAUUCUUCUGGCAACGUCUCUCGAUGUAGCAGAUUUCACCGGUAAAUUUCAGUGACAUCACAAGUCAUAUAUUUACUUAAAAAGAAAGCGGAUAAAUAAUGUGAUAUUAAGUAUUGACUUAUCAUGUCUACAGUAUAGCUGCAGCAUAUUAUCCUACUGAUACUAUUGUGCCAUAAUAAAAAGUCAGUUAUAAUGGAGGUCGAUGUCUCUGUUAAGUGGAAGCUGAUAUGUGAUUUGUAGGUAUCAAAUAACUCUUACUAAACUCUCUUACACCAGAAAUAAUUUAUUCCAGUGAUAGAUAGCAAUUCUUAUAGAAUAAACUAUUUUCUGUACCAAAUGGGGCCUUAGAUUUGUUAAGAAUACUGUUUCAUUCCUGCCAGUGAGGCGCUGGAGCGUGAGCAAAUGAUGGCGUCUCAUUUAAAUUAGAUAUAAUAGUAGUUGUUGUAAUUUGAGGACAUUGGAGCAGGACUUAUUAUGUUUGUUUUCUGCAGUUAUCCGUCUCCAGACUUUUCCCCGUCGGGUGUGUUUUUCGCAACUUCCACACGUUCAAUAACUAAAAGAUCAAAUGUAUUAUUUCGCUUUUGUGUUGAAAGCAGCGUGGUCUUUUGAUUGCUUAAUAAACUACGUUUCACCCA
This is a messenger RNA of Frankliniella occidentalis (western flower thrips), 8775 nucleotides long. RefSeq lists its product as uncharacterized. Gene Ontology annotation, biological process: response to oxidative stress. The transcript is spliced from 11 exons. NCBI's taxonomy places the organism in Eukaryota, Metazoa, Arthropoda, Insecta, Thysanoptera, Thripidae. The record is from RefSeq and is a predicted model, not a curated record. Bases 199 to 8010 code for a protein of 2603 amino acids. Gene Ontology annotation, molecular function: heme binding; peroxidase activity.